CUACUCCUCCACCUCCUCACCUCUUCCUCUCUUCCUCUUACAUGUUGCUCAGUGCAGAGCUCGGAUGCAGGAUGAGGCUUCCGGCCAUGUGGGAAUUUCUCUUGACGGUGGCUCGUGGUUGAAUCCGCGUGUUGGUGAGGACUUUCUUCCAAGAAGCAGCAAUCAGAAGCCCGGCAGGGGACAAAAGGUCAGUCAAGCUGUGAAGCCUUGAGGAAUCAGAGAAGGUUCACUCCGCUUUACUUGCCAGUGGAGUCACUCUAACUCUGCAGAAAGAGUGAAAACUGCAACUUGUUGCUGCUGUUGAAGAUCUUCGGUGAAAAGGGAAGCUUUGAUGAGAUUUCUCCCUGAUUACAGCCGCUGAAGACACCAGGAGCCAUUUCCAGUAAUUCACCCUUCUCUGAAAAAGGGUCUGAUGAGGACCAGCGAGGCACCUUAGCUGCUCUGUCACAUGGACAUUGACACUGAACAGCUGUUGCAUUCACCAUCUCAGUAAAGAGAGAAUCCAGGAGCGAUACAGUGCGACAAGAUGCUGAAAAACUUGUUUGCAUCCCCUCGUACUUAGCAACUGGUGAGGAUGAGAGAUGCUGUGAUGACCUACCUGUAUUUGACAAGUGUGUUUUUCACCUCGUUGGAGAGAGGAGCGCAGGGCGAUCAAAGUCAGCAAGAGGGAGCAGGGGAGGCAGCGGGGGAAAGUGUGAGGCAGUGAGAGGUGAAACAGAGAGGAGAGGAGAAAGUGACAGAACUGUGCCAGACUGAAGACGGAGUAAAGGAAAAAUCAGUGUAUCAAAGAACUGGACGCACGCCCGCGUACCGCAGCAGGAUUGUGUUUUUUUGUAAGAGCCGUGCAAGGUCUGCCGGACGCACAGCUCCUAUGAGAUGUAAGCUGAUGUCUGCGCUUGUCUACAUCCAGGCAGUAGAACGAGGAGAGCUGGCCCAAUAACUGGAGCUACAGCCGGCCAAGGGCUACAUCCCCAUCUAGUGCUCAAAUCUUGAUGGAGCAGCAGGGGGCCACCUUUCUCUGACCAGUCAACUGAAGCACACAUAACUUAGCAUCAUGGAUGUAGAUCUUCCAAACAGCACUUUCGCCAACACAACCCAUGUCCAGGCCGCUCCCCACAGCCUCUGGGAGGUCAUCGCCAUCGCCACAGUGUCGGCCAUUGUCAGCUUGAUAACCAUUGUUGGCAACGUGCUGGUGUUGCUGUCCUUCAAAGUCAACAGCCAGCUUAAGACUGUCAACAACUACUACCUGCUGAGUUUGGCUUUCGCUGACCUCAUCAUCGGAGUGUUGUCCAUGAACUUGUACACCACAUACAUCCUGAUGGGUUACUGGUCCUUGGGAAACAUUGCAUGCGACCUCUGGCUAGCGGUGGAUUAUGUAGCCAGCAAUGCUUCUGUUAUGAACCUACUGGUCAUCAGCUUUGACAGGUACUUCUCCAUCACAAGGCCACUAACUUACCGGGCUAAAAGGACUCCAAAGAGAGCCGCCAUCAUGAUCGGUCUGGCCUGGCUGGUGUCUUUCAUCCUCUGGGCGCCACCCAUUCUGUGCUGGCAGUACUUUGUAGGAGAGAGGAAAGUGCCUCCUGACCAGUGCCAGAUCCAGUUUCUGACCGAGCCGGUGAUCACAUUUGGGACCGCCAUCGCCGCUUUCUACAUCCCUGUCUCUGUCAUGACAAUCCUUUACUGUCGGAUCUACAAGGAGACGCAGAAGCGGACCAAGGAUCUGGCAGAGCUGCAAGGGCUCGCCCCAGAAAACGUUCCGGAGGGGACGAAACCGCCGAAGACGAUCAUCCACUCAUGCUUUCAUUUCAACAGAGAGAGGAAGGAGCGGAGUCAGGCCUCCUGGUCCUCGUCUAAUCAGAGUAAUGUCACUAAAACCACGACUCGAUCGGAUGAGGGGUGGGUGAAAGCAGAUCAGAUCACCUCCUUUAACAGCUACACCUCAUCUGAGGAGGAGGAGCAGCAUGUGUCCAUCGAAACGCCACAGGGAUCUUUCGAAGAGCAAGCCAUGGGACAGAGUAGUAAGAACGGGCAGGUGACUGAUUACACAGAGGAUCAGUAUUUCUCCACUCCUCAGAAGAAGAACAGCAAAAAGCAGAUUUCUUAUAUGUUCAAACCUGGCUCCAAAGGUAAAAAUGGCAAACCGGUAAGUGCGACACCCUCGCCCUGCCCACUCGUAGAAGAGCAGCCCCCAAAAAACGCCUCCCCGGCCUCCUCCACCACCUCCAAACCCAUGGACCCCGUCCUGAAGAACCAGAUCACCAAGAGGAAGAGGAACGUGCUGAUAAAGGAGAAGAAGGCGGCCCAGACCCUCAGCGCCAUCCUGCUGGCGUUCAUCCUCACGUGGACGCCGUACAACAUCAUGGUGCUCAUCUCCACCUUCUGCACCGAGUGCAUCCCCAUGUCCCUGUGGCACCUGGGCUACUGGCUGUGCUACGUCAACAGCACCAUCAACCCAAUGUGCUACGCUCUGUGCAACAAGACCUUCCAGAAGACGUUCCGCAUGCUGCUGCUCUGCCAGUGGAGGAGGAGGAGGAGAGGCGAGGACAAGCUGUACUGGUGUGGACAAAACCCAAAUGUCAACAACAAAAUGACUUGAUCUGCGGCAUAAGAGCAUAUAGGCUAAUUAGUAUUUCCCACGUGCAGAUUUUCUUGAUAUGUAUAUAUACUGUAGUGAGUGGGCGUCUUCAGCAUGAAGUGCUGCAUGUGAUUUUGUUGUGUCAGUACAUGCAGGUGAAAAAAAAGGAGCUGAGUCUAAAGCAGCACUUACAACUGCUGCUGCAACGGAUUUGAUCGGAAAAUGUUCAUCCUCAAGGUGGCUACAGAUUCUAACAGCAGUUCGAGAACGGGUUCAGUUCAGAUUAUUUAUCUUAAAAGGGAAAAAUACUUUGUUUUUACAAGUUGUUUACAGGGGAUGUGGAGUGAUUUUCUGUGCUUGAAGCGUGUUGAAAGAAAGCAGCAACCUCCAGUGAUGAACAUGAAGCCAAUGCAGAAGUGAGAAAAGCUGCAGUUCCUCGAGUGUCCACUAGAGGCUAUCUCUAUCUAAAAAAAUGUAGAGGGGGAUGAAUUGUUGGAAAGCUCAUCCAUUUUCAGAUAAGGCCAAGAGUUUUGCAUAAUUGAGGGCAUGGCUGAUUUGAAUGAAAGCUUGGCAGGUUGUAGCUGUUUCCCAGGAGGCUCCAGGCUUCACUUCACCUGACUCUGUUACUGACCUUUAACUGUUUUGCGUUGGUGUCAUUGUUUUGAAUAUGCUAACAAGAUGACCAACAGGAGUUAGAUGGGCGUGUUUCUGCCACCAAGAUUUUUUAUUCAGCCGUCCUCAACUCCACCUCUUUGCCUGCUUCUAAAUAAUUCAUUCAGAGAAAGCAUUUCUUAUUAUGGUGGCCGCCAUUAUUGGGCUUCACAUCCCGCUUCAGAAAACCCACAAUUGAGGUCACUGCAACUACAUCCAUGCUUUCUCCUGUAUUUCUUUGAAAGCCAUCUGGUGCCCUGGAAAGAGCUGAGCGAAGUCUGAUAAACUGCCUCAUGAUAUGUCACUAGAGGCCCAGAGGCCACAUCAGCAGCGACUGGCCCCACACAUCAAAAUCUGCAAAUCUGUUGCAUUGUGGGUAAUGUAGCCCCAGUCUUUGAAGAGGAAGAAGAAUGUGUUUAAUAUAAAAUAUGAUAUGUCUGUUUCUGCUGCAUCAACUUUAAACUGUCCAUCAAGAGAACAGCGAUGUAAUAGGAAUGCUAUAGGAUGUAAUUCAUGGAGCACGUGUAUGCUACAGAAAUCACACAUCAGUACGUACACAAGAGGGUUACUGGCCGCUGUAAUCAUUUCUCUUCAACAUACCUUUCAUUACAGAAGCCCUAAACAGACUUGCAUCUAUAAAAUUGAUUUAUUACAAAUAAUUCCUGGUUGUUUUUCUGUAGAUAUUGACGCAUUUAUCUCGUAUAAACCAGCACAAAACAAACAUGAAAAGGCUUACGUCUUACCUCAUUAGUGUGGGCAUGUCAUGCUGAGGUCUGUAUCACACUACUGUUUGUUCCUAUUAUCACGGGAAAAAACUAGCUUUGCUAUCUCAAGAUAAUGAGAUUAUUUAGCAGGCCCGGUUAUACAAGGGUGCACCCUCAUUACAUGUUUCUGCACCCUCAAUUGAAUGGACGCAAAAAAAUAACUUAAUUCAUAAUUUUUUCAACGAUUAGAAAUAAAGGCUUCAAAUGACAACAGUGUUUACUCCAUGAUCUGAUGGUUAUGACAGGUGCACGUGAUCUGUCUGUUCACCGGGGACCACAUGAGGGGCCCAUAGCACCUACGCUUUUUUUUCAUUGCUGCUGCUGGUCACUGUAGCUGCACCCCCUUUUUUCUCACAUGCACCCUAAGUCGUUUUGUUCUGCAACCAAGCCUGUAAAUAAGUCAAGGUCUGGAGAAAACAACGGGAAAUGUCUCGUCAUCACAUGAAAAUGGAGAAAAUAAAACGUAUGAAUGCAGGUCUGCAAAGGGCUUCCAGAGACAAUAAAAUCAUCUCCUCUUUGAAGUAACGUGACUCCGAUGUAAGAGAUUGGGGACAAAAUCUACAGUCCAACCUCUGUGUAAAAAAUAAAAAGUUAAAGUCUCACAAUCUCUUUAUUGUCCAGUUAAUCAAGUUUUCUAUUUUACUGCCGGAAAGAGAGAUUUCAUGGGGCAGUUGUUUGACUUGUGUUACAUUCCUGUGUUCUUUUUUUAGAGCAAACACUUGGCUGGACAGUAAGGAAUCUGUUUUUUAAGCACUUAUUUGAACAAGGCCUGUGUGUAUUUUGACCCCAGUUUCUUACACAGGAGUCACACUUUUAGAGAAAACACUUCCGGCUCGUUGCAAAAUUGAAGAACGAUUACAACCUGUGCGAUCAUGUGGUCAAAAAAAAAAAAACACCAACUCUGAACCUGCCCUUCAAAUCCAUGUAUUCUUCUUUAUUCUAUCCCUCACGUGCACUGUAUAUAAAGAACACAUUGUAGGCGUUCACAUUUCAAGGUCAUUUUAAAGAACGUAUUUCACUGAAACUGUUGGAUUUUAUACAUCACAGACUGUAAAUGUUGAUUUCUUUGUGUAUUUUUAGUGUGCAGUGAAUGUUCUCUCUUUUGUUAUUAUCUUGGCUCUUGCAACCAAAGUUGACGAUGUGUUCAGGGGCUAAUCUGUGCAUUUGAGUUGCAUUAGUUUCACAGUUGUAACAUGACAGAAGACAUUUGAAUGGAUAACACUUCUCUGUUCAUGUCAUUUAACUCUAAGAAAAAAAAAAACUUGGACACAUGGUAUUUGAAGCCACUUCUCUCUGAUGGACGAGCGCUGCUGUUGUACAUUUUUGCACUUUUGUGUCUUUAAAAAUGAUGUAACGUCAAAUGUUAUCGCUCGAAAAACUCUGUGCCUUCUGUUUCUGCUCGGAAGGCUAAAAAACGCUUUGUGACUGAACCUGUGCUCGUCGUCUGUCUGUGUGAUUCUGUGAAAGUGAGUCAGAGUGUACUGAUAUCAACAAUGAAAUACAAACUCAACAUGAACAUUUUUAACAUCCUA
This is a messenger RNA of Labrus bergylta (ballan wrasse), 5522 nucleotides long. It is a transcript of the gene chrm5b, whose product is annotated as cholinergic receptor, muscarinic 5b. Gene Ontology annotation, cellular component: synapse; dendrite; plasma membrane. Gene Ontology annotation, molecular function: G protein-coupled serotonin receptor activity; G protein-coupled acetylcholine receptor activity. The record is from RefSeq and is a predicted model, not a curated record. Lineage: Eukaryota; Metazoa; Chordata; Actinopteri; Labriformes; Labridae. Gene Ontology annotation, biological process: chemical synaptic transmission; G protein-coupled receptor signaling pathway, coupled to cyclic nucleotide second messenger; adenylate cyclase-inhibiting G protein-coupled acetylcholine receptor signaling pathway.